CUAUCUACUUACCUACCUACCUCUCUGUCGUUCUACCUUUUUGGCUUUCUUUCUGGCUGUUCAUCUGUCUGUCUGGCUGACUGGAUACCAUGCCAGGUUCAACCCAAAAGACCUGCCAGUCAUGCAAGGCACAAAUAAAUGUUGGCUGUAAACACUGCAAGCUGUGUGGGGCUUCUCAGCCCCAGAAAGUGAAAUUGCAGCAGGCCAAAGACAAAGCAUCAAAGGAAUGGGCCCAAAAAAUGUUGAAUGGAAGAAACACCUCAAAGCUGAUAAAUUCCACCAAUCUUCUACUCCACAAGUUUCACAUGUUGGGUUAUUACCCCCUUCUUCUUCUUGGGAGGAGGAAGACGAGGCAGGCCACAAAUUUUAGGGCAGAUGUUUUUUAUCCUCAGCAGUUUUCUUCAGAAAUGGAGAGGACAUCAAUUUCUACAAUUCGUUUGCUGUAUGAAGGUCUUCUAAAAGUGGCUCUUAAUCCAGAAGCCAACCCCAACUCUUCAAAUGCUCCUGAGACCAACACCAGCUCUGCCCAUACUCCUGAGACCAACACCAGCUUUUCACAUGCUCCUGAGACCAACUUCAGCUGUUCAGAUGGUCCUACAGAGAACCCCAGCUCUUCAGUUGCUCCCCUUCAUACUGAACCUACAUACACCUUAAUUCUUACUCCUGUUACAUCUGAAAAGGAAAAUUCCACAGUGGUUCUUAAUCUGGAAGUCAACCCCAGCUCUUCAGAUGAUCCUGAGACCAGCCCCAUCUGUUCAGAUGCUCCUGAGACCAGCCCCUUCUCUUCAGAUGGUCCUGAGGCUAGCCCCAGCUUUUCAGCUCCUCCUGAGCCCCGCAGCAGCUCUUUAGAUGAACUCAAUCCAAUUCUCUCCCCUGUUACAUCUGGAAAUGGGAAUUCCACAGACAAGUACCCCUGCAAGAAAAGAACACAAGAAGUAACACCAAAUGUGUCCAGCUCGACAUUUAAUCGUACUUUUCCCUGCAAGAAAAGAAGAAUAAAGAUCAACCCAAGUGAAUGCCCUGUCCACACUAUGGCUGACACCUACCCAGUCCAAAAAAUUUUAUCACAGAGGGUAUCAAAAGAGGGCACAAAAGAGGUCAAAGUCCGUUGGCAGCAGUGUUCUGGGUGUGGCAUCAAGUGGAAAGACACAUGGGAGCCUUUCAACGAGAUAUUCCCGUAGUAAUGAUUUGAAAUAAUACUCUAAAUUAUUCAUUUUGGAAUUUUGAUGUUUAGCAUAACUAUUUCUAGGUGAUGUGUUAUUUAUUCAUCAUUACCCUUGUCAUUCAUAAGGUUAUUAUUGUUCAAUAAAGAUAUUGUGCAACAUCUUA
This is a messenger RNA of Pygocentrus nattereri (red-bellied piranha), 1329 nucleotides long. RefSeq lists its product as uncharacterized. The transcript is spliced from 8 exons. NCBI's taxonomy places the organism in Eukaryota, Metazoa, Chordata, Actinopteri, Characiformes, Serrasalmidae. The record is from RefSeq and is a predicted model, not a curated record. The coding region runs from base 90 to 1181 and encodes 363 amino acids.